Messenger RNA from Nezara viridula (southern green stink bug), 1245 nucleotides. Lineage: Eukaryota; Metazoa; Arthropoda; Insecta; Hemiptera; Pentatomidae. The record is from the annotation of a GenBank genome assembly.
AUGACUGGUGUAACAAACGGAGUAUGCAGUAAUAAGGUAGGAAAUGGCACUACAGAGAAGCAAGAUAACGACUAUAGCAGUAGAGGUUUCGAAACUAGGGCUAUUCAAGUCGGCCAAAGCCCCGACCAGUGGUCUUCAGGAAUAGUCGUACCGCCAAUCCACACUGGAACUACCUUUAAACAAGAUGGUCCAGGACUUCAUAGGGGUUACGAAUAUGGAAGAAGUGGAAAUCCAACAAGAAAUAGUCUUGAAACCUGCAUAGCUAGCCUUGACAAUGCAAAAUAUGCUUUUGCUUUUUCAUCCGGUCUAGCUACUAUAACAGGAGUUUGUGCGCUACUGAAUGCCGGUGAUCACGUAAUUUGCGGAGACGAUGUCUAUGGCGGUACCAACAGGUAUUUUAAGAACAUCGGUAAAAGUCACGGACUUGAGGUGGAUUUUAUCGAUACUACAGUUGUUGACUUAGUAGAAAAAGCCAUCAAACCCAAUACAAAGCUAGUUUGGGUAGAAAGCCCGACAAAUCCCCUCCUAAAGGUUAUGGACAUUCCAAGUAUCGCAGCCGUAGUGAAAGCUAAAAAUCAGGGAAUAUUAUUCGUUGUGGACAAUACCUUUUUGACUCCCUAUCUUCAGAAACCUCUGGAAAUGGGAGCCGAUAUUGUUGUUUAUUCUAUGACUAAAUACAUGAAUGGUCAUUCCGAUGUUAUAAUGGGUGCUGUAACGACUAACGACGAAGAACUUAGUAAUAGAAUAGCUUAUAUAGAGAAUUCUAUGGGACUUGUCCCUUCUCCGUUUGACUGUUACCUUGUGAACAGGAGUUUAAAAACAUUGGCUAUAAGAAUGGACAGGCAUAUCCAAAAUGCGACGGAGAUCGCCAAGUUUUUAGAGCAGCACCCACUUGUCGAAAAAGUUAUCUAUCCAGGAUUGGAAUCUCACCCGCAGUACAAAUUGGCCAAAAGGUUAUGGAAGGGAGCGUCUGGGAUGAUCUCAUUCUAUAUUAAGGGAGACCUUAAAACUAGUACAGCAUUUUUAAAAGCUUUGAAAAUUUUCAUUCUUGCUGAGAGUUUAGGAGGAUUCGAAUCACUUGCCGAAUUACCAUCCAUCAUGACUCACGCCUCUGUUCCUGAAGACAUGAGGAAAAUGUUAGGCAUCAGCGACAACUUCAUAAGGCUCUCCGUCGGCCUCGAAACUGCCGAAGAUCUCAUCCAAGACAUCGAUCAAGCCUUGAAGGUUGCGACUGCAGCUUCCUAG